UUGUGACGUAGGCUCCCCUUUCAGCUGUGACACGCACUGCAAGAAGCCACCGCUUCCCUUUUCACCCGCGCACUCGGCGAAGGGAGGAGAAGUCGCUCGCUUCUCGAAGGCCUAUACCAUAUUGUAAUCAUGUUCUCUAAACUGACCUGUCUGCAGUCCUUUGGUGUUCUCCGUCGGGGAGUUCAUGCUUCAGUGAGUUCAGCAACAUCUGUUGCUACUAAAAAAACAGUCCAAGGCCCACCCUCAUCUGAUUAUAUUUUUGAACGUGAGGCCAAGUAUGGUGCACAUAACUACCAUCCACUUCCUGUUGCACUACAAAAAGGAGAAGGAAUUUAUGUGUGGGAUGUAGAAGGGAAAAAAUACUUUGACUUCUUAAGUGCAUACAGUGCUGUCAAUCAAGGCCAUUGUCACCCAAAGAUUGUAGCUGCUCUGAAAUCCCAGUGUGACAAACUUACCCUUACGUCCAGAGCGUUUUAUAAUGAUGUGCUUGGUGAAUAUGAAGAGUAUGUAACUAAAAUGUUCAAAUACAACAAGGUGCUUCCAAUGAACACAGGUGUGGAGGCUGGUGAAACGGCCUGUAAGCUGGCUCGUAAAUGGGCAUAUACAGUGAAAGGAAUUCCAAAAUACAAGGCAAAGGUUAUUUUUGCAGCUGGCAACUUCUGGGGAAGAACACUUUCUGCUAUCUCGAGUUCCACAGAUCCUUCCAGCUAUGAUGGGUUUGGCCCAUUUAUGCCUGGUUUUGAAGUAAUUCCUUACAAUGACUUGCCAGCUCUUGAGCGUGCACUUGAGGACCCAAAUGUAGCAGCUUUCAUGGUGGAACCAAUUCAAGGUGAAGCUGGUGUGAUUGUUCCUGAUAAAGGUUACCUAACAGGGGUGCGAGAACUUUGCACAAAGAAUAAUGUUCUCUUUAUCGCUGAUGAGAUUCAGACUGGGCUAGGUAGAACUGGGAAAAUGCUGGCUGCUGAUCAUGAAAAUGUUAGACCUGAUAUGAUACUGCUUGGAAAGGCCCUGUCUGGAGGUCUUUAUCCUGUUUCAGCAGUACUAUGUGAUGAUGAAAUCAUGCUCACCAUUAAACCAGGAGAACAUGGUUCUACAUAUGGAGGGAAUCCACUGGCCUGCCGGGUGGCCAUGGCAGCACUUGAGGUAAUUGAAGAAGAAGACUUGGUGAAAAAUGCAGAAAGCAUGGGCAACUUGCUGAGGAAUGAACUUAUGAAAACGCCAUCGGAUAUUGUGGCCUGUGUCAGAGGAAAAGGAUUAUUGAAUGCUAUUGUUAUACGGCAAACUAAAGAAUGUGAUGCCUGGAAGGUGUGCCUGCGACUCCGUGACAAUGGACUACUCGCCAAACCAACACACGGUGACAUCAUCCGGUUGGCUCCCCCACUAGUGAUCCAGGAGGACGAGAUCAGAGAGUGCACUGAAAUUAUUCACAAAACCAUUUUAUCUUUUUGAAGGCAUCUGAUUCAAAGCGUGCUUGCAGGUUGCUUCCAUUGUGUUACUACAAAAGCAGUGCUCUGGAACUCCUCUCCCUCCAUAUCUUUUCCCUUUUAAUGAUUUUCAUCCUGUUGGGGGUGAAAACCCAAUCCCUCUUAGAUCAGAUAGUUUACCUUUUUCAUAACGGACCCAAAGAAAUGGGGUUUUGCUGCAAUGUGACUUUGGAAAAUUUAUUAGGCUUUGUUCAAUGGAUUAUGCAUUUGAAGUGUCUGAGAACAUUUCCUUACAUUUCUGCCAAAGUAUAAAUUAUAUUACUCUAAAGUACCAAAUGCUAAAACCUUAAGAAGCUAUUUAAACAAAAUAAUCUUUGACACCUCUUUGGAGGGCAUCAACCUUACUGUCGGUAUUAAGACUUGUAUCAUGUCAGGAAAAAUUUGGAAAUGAAUAUCUUUUCAUAAAAAUAGAUCAGACAGGAUUAUGUAUUGGUAAAUGUUUUGUUACUGUAACUAGCAAAUAUUGGUUUUAAAAUUAAGAUUUAUGUUCUGUUGGCAUUAAAUGCUGAUUCUAGAACAUGUGAUCUUGUCUGGGGGAUUAUAAAAGAAACCUGAAUGUAAAGGUGAAGUCUGAGUUAAUAUCCAUAGCACAGAAGCUUUGUUAAUACAAAAAAGGUUACUGUAAUACAAAUAUCUCAGAAAAUAACUUUGUUAUCAAAAACUAUCUCAUACCUUUAAAAGGAAAUAAUAGCUUGACUCUUUCAGUGGUGGCAUUUUAUAGUAUAUGAGCUUAAAGUUGGCUCAUUCUCCGUUAUCUUGCUUUCUUCUCUCUGUUGAAGAACAAUAUUUACAUCCAUUUGUUACAUCCAAGUAAUUAAGGGGCCGUUCCCAAUUUUGCCAUUGCAACACAUUCUGUAGCAUGUUACUGUUGAAUAAAAUAUAGAAGAUAUUUUGAUACUGCA
Varanus komodoensis (Komodo dragon) is the source of this 2386-nucleotide messenger RNA. RefSeq names its product ornithine aminotransferase (gene OAT). The transcript has 10 exons. NCBI's taxonomy places the organism in Eukaryota, Metazoa, Chordata, Lepidosauria, Squamata, Varanidae. Bases 130 to 1449 code for a protein of 439 amino acids. Gene Ontology annotation, molecular function: pyridoxal phosphate binding; identical protein binding; L-ornithine transaminase activity. Gene Ontology annotation, cellular component: cytoplasm. The record is from RefSeq and is a predicted model, not a curated record.